Molecule: messenger RNA, 1047 nt
Organism: Capronia coronata CBS 617.96
Lineage: Eukaryota; Fungi; Ascomycota; Eurotiomycetes; Chaetothyriales; Herpotrichiellaceae
Exons: 1
Coding region: 1-1047 (348 amino acids)
Biological process (GO): mannosyl-inositol phosphorylceramide biosynthetic process
Molecular function (GO): mannosyltransferase activity
Source: RefSeq, a predicted model, not a curated record
AUGCGCCGCAGCUUGUUGAUCUUCCUCCUCUUCUCCAUCAUCAUCCUAACUCUCCUUCUACACUCGGUCUCGACACUACUGUCGCUGCUCAUCGAAGAUGCUUCGGCCGACGCGAUUCACCGAGCAGAAAUACCCGAACCGAACUCGACACUACUCGAGUCGCGCCCUCAACUAAUUCCCAAAAUAAUUCACCAGACGUACAUCAACGAGUCCAUCCCCUCUCAUUGGAAACCAGCCCAGCAAUCCUGCAUCGACCUGCACCCGGACUACGAAUACAUCCUAUGGACAGACGCCAAAUCUCAUGAGUUCAUUGCCCGAGAGUAUCCAUGGUUUCUGCCUACUUUCGUCGGUUAUAAACACAACAUUCAACGAGCCGAUGCCAUCAGAUACUUUGUGCUGGCCUAUUAUGGCGGCAUCUACAUCGACCUGGACGACGGCUGCAUGCGAAGACUAGAUCCGCUUCUGUCCUACACCGCAUGGGUCCGUCGGACUGUCCCCACCGGUAUCAGCAACGAUGUCAUGGCCUCCAUCCCUCAACACCCUUUCUUCCUGCGCGUCAUGGAAUCCCUUAAGGGCGCGAACAGGUCAUGGCUGCUGCCAUACAUCACCAUCAUGGCUUCCACAGGGCCGCUGUUUCUGUCGGUCAUUUGGAAAAAGUGGAUGGGCCAGCAUGCUCAUUUGGAUCCCGAAACCUGGGUCGGUCGAGUCCGCGUCCUCAUGCCAGACGAAUAUACCAAGCACCCCUGGAGUUUCUUCAAGACCUACAAGGGGAGCAGCUGGCACGGCAAGGACGCCAAAUUGAUUUUCUGGAUGGGCAAGAAUUGGAUUCUUCUCACCGCCCUAGGGUUCCUCGUCGGGGGUGUGGUGGCCUUGGCUGUCUGGUGGCUGUACACUCGACUCAUCGUCAUGGGCGCCAGACGACGUGCCGCCGGGGGCAGUCCACGCCUCACUGCCUUUGGAUUUCCUGUCGUUCCCAGGGUCCCACUGUUCCGGAGAUGGAGUGGCACCAAGCAAACCUACGAGAUGGUCGCGCAGCAUGAUGCGUGA